Molecule: messenger RNA, 953 nt
Organism: Mycena citricolor
Lineage: Eukaryota; Fungi; Basidiomycota; Agaricomycetes; Agaricales; Mycenaceae
Source: the annotation of a GenBank genome assembly
GCCGGCCGAUGAUCUCCAUCAACCGUCAUGUAGUUUUCUCUGUCUAUCGAGCAGUUUUGCGCGAGACGAGAAAACUGCCCCACCAGUACCUUCGUUAUUUCUGGAAGGUCAAGGCUGGCGACGAUGUUCGUGCCAUUUUCAAAACGGACUUGCUAGAUCACAUCCGGGCCAGGAAGUGCAAACGGCUAUCACAGGAUCUACGCAAACUUGAGAAAGCCAAUAAACGCGACUCGAAGGCUUUCGACCACGUUCUGGAUUUGGCAUACGGUCGGAAGGGCAAGUUGAGACGGGAGCUGAUGGAGCCGCUUCUCACAGACCCAUUCGCCAAGUUACCACCCAGAAUUAUUCCCGCGGAGGAAUCGUCGCGGCCUCCUGUAUAUUCUGGCGAACUUCGAGCUCUGAUAACUUCCACCCUGUCCAAAAAAGGCGGCGCCGUCAACUCUGACAAAUUGAAAACUCCCCCCAAACUUCCGGAGCGAGCCAAUCCGGAAUCGGAGGAAGCGCGACUGCGGGGCCCAUUCAGUAAACGCCGGGAGGUCAAUAUCCGGAAGCGAUUCUUCGCGCAGGAAGCGCAGAAGGUUCGACCGCCCCUCCAAGUGGUUGUUAACCAGGAAAUUUCUACGCAGGCGUGUGUUAGAACGGGUGUGCGGUCUCUCCCAUUCCAGGGCUCGAAUAUAUUUCAAGACGUCGUGGACAUGGCUCGUGCACCUUGGAUGACGCCGGAGCCGGAGCCUGAAGGACCUCAACCCAUUCAUCCUCCUCGCUGGCUACGCCGACGAUACCAGAGCUUACUGGACCGUCUCCCUGUCCUUUCCGCAAAUUCAGUGGGAGAGAAGUCCACUUAUUCGGUGUCUCUUUCGCCCGAACGGCUGGGAGCAGAGCGCCGGCCACUGAUCGAUGAAAGCAGUCUGGAAUGGGUGGACGCUGAUACAAAAUCCAAAAAUAAUAAAUAA